This is a messenger RNA of Aspergillus nomiae NRRL 13137, 900 nucleotides long. Its product is annotated as Hsp40 co-chaperone Jid1. The transcript has a single exon. Bases 1 to 900 code for a protein of 299 amino acids. The record is from RefSeq and is a predicted model, not a curated record. NCBI's taxonomy places the organism in Eukaryota, Fungi, Ascomycota, Eurotiomycetes, Eurotiales, Aspergillaceae.
AUGUUUAAGAAACCUCACGUCUUCUGCUUCGGCGGUUUGCAUUUGCUAAAUCCGUCAUGCCCGUCAUCACCAGCUUAUCCACCCCCCGGGCGGCGCUCUCCGCACCGGUGUUAUGCCACUGCUGAUGGCUUCCGUGAAGGUGACCUCUCCUGGCCAUCCUCCUCCUCUUUUACUCCUUACGAUGUGUUCAAGCAAGACCGGAAUGCUCCAUAUUCGAAGCACAGGUUCUAUGAACUAGUCAAGAUUUACCACCCGGAUCGACCGUGCAAUGAUCAUCCGCUAUGCAGAGAUCUCUCUCCCGAAACGAGAGUGCACAGAUACCAUAUUGUAGUCACGGCUCAUGAGAUCUUAUCCGAUCCAUCUAGGCGGGCGGCUUACGAUCUGUCCGGUGCUGGAUGGAACCUCCAUCCGCAAGGUCCACACCCACCCUGGGCUCAGCCAGGCUCACGGGAUUGGAGUCCCAUCUAUGCUAAUGCCACCUGGGAAGACUGGGAGCGAUGGCAGAAUCGUUACAACGGAAAGCAGCAAACGAUGGUUGACCAUCGCACCUUUGCGCGAUUGAUCAUACUGCUGACCCUGCUGGGAGGUGCGCUUCAAGCGUCCUGGAUCAACAAACUUAGUAUCGGACAUGAAGAUCGACUCCAGCAACUCAAUGAGGAAACUAUGCGACUCCUGGCGGGACGGCGGGAAAAUACUGUGAAGCAGAUGCCAUCGUCAGAAGCUAAAGUCCAACAUUUUCUGAUCCGGAGAGAUCCUUCAGGGGUUGGGUUGAAGGGGCAAGAGCAGCAGGUCUACCAGAAGGUUCUCUAUCCCCGAGAGUCUGUCUCUGAAGAAGCGGAGCCAGUGAAGGCACCGGGCAAUACGACCACGGAAACUAAAAAGCCAGACCCAACUUCCUAA